UGCUGUCCUUUAAUAUGAGCUGUGUAAGUGCUGUUAUCUGCCGGCAGGGGGCAGCAGCAGCACUGAGACUCUUGGUCCGAGCUCAGACUGAAGAAGAGAAGUAGAACCACUUUAUAUUUACGUUAGGAAUGGCUGCCUUGGACGAAAUAAAACGUCUUGAAUAUUUGUCUUUGGUGUCAAAGGUGUGCACCGAGUUGGAGAAUCACUUGGGAAUAAGCGAGAAAGAUCUGGCUGAAUUCAUCAUCAGUCUGGCCGAGAAACACCCAACGUUUGAGGAGUUCAAAGCAGUUCUGACUGAGAAUGGAGCAGAUUUUACAGAUACCCUUGUUGGUAAUUUGCUUAGACUUAUUCACACUAUGCGGGCUUUACCGUCUACAAGUAAAGCUCAUCAGCCGGAGGUUAAGCCAAAGAGUGAGAAGGACAAGCUGAAAGAGAAAUACCCUGCUUUAUGUCAGCCGGAUGCUCCUGUGUGGACCAUUGCACCGUGCCGCACAGAUAAAGAAGAUGAGCUGGUUGCAGCGGCGGCCAUGAAGCAGCUGGAGAUGCUGAUGCCAGGCUUUUGUGGGACCAGCUCUGCUAGCGGGUCGGUCCAGACUUUGCACACUGAGCGAGGUCGAGACACAGGCAGAGAGAGUGGACCUAAGCGAAGUCGUUCUCGCUCCAGAUCAAAAGACCGUGAUGGGGAAACAAACCCGAAGCGCAGAAGGAAACGAGUGUCUCGAUGGAGCGACCGUCCGCCGAGCCCACACAGGAACGAUGACGACAACAACAGCAAGAACGACAGAGACGCUGAUGGCUGGCGAGACAGACAUGUGGAUCGACCCCCGCCGGACGAGCCCGUCGUGGGAGACAUCUACGACGGCAAAAUCAGCAGUGUUAUGCAGUUUGGCUGUUUCGUGCAGCUGGAGGGCCUCAGAAAACGCUGGGAGGGCCUGGUGCACAUCUCAGAGUUGCGCAAAGAAGGACGUAUAGCCAAUGUGGCAGACGUGGUCACCAAAGGACAAAAGGUGAAGGUCAAAGUGCUGUCCUUCACCGGAACCAAAGCCAGCCUUAGCAUGAAGGACGUCGACCAGGAGACAGGGGAGGACCUGAACCCCAACCGGAGACGAAACCUGGACACUGGAGUUGGAGAUGAAGCCUUGAGGAACCCCGACCGCCCAGUUGAAGCCAGUAUGAUGGAUAUACAGGAAAACCCAACAGAAAGCAAACGACUCGCCAAGAUCACCGACCUUGAAAAAUGGGAGAUUAAACAGAUGAUUGCAGCCAACGUGCUUCCUAAGGAAGAGUUUCCAGAAUUUGAUGAGGAGACGGGAAUCCUUCCCAAAGUGGAUGACGAUGAAGAUGAAGAACUGGAGAUUGAUCUGGUCGAAGAGGAGCCGCCAUUCCUGAGGGGGCAGACUAAAUGGGGCAUGAACAUGAGCCCAGUCAAAAUAGUAAAGAAUCCAGAUGGCUCCCUUUCCCAAGCAGCCAUGAUGCAGAGCGCUCUGUCUAAAGAGAGGAGAGAGCUGAAGCAGGCGGCUCGCGCAGCAGAGAUGGACAGCAUCCCCACCGGCCUCAACAAGCACUGGAUCGACCCGAUGCCCGACUAUGAAGGAAGGCAGAUCGCUGCCAACAUGAGAGGCAUCGGCGCUAUGCCUGUCAAUCUACCAGAGUGGAAAAGAUACGCCUUCGGCGGGAACCAGGUGUCGUAUGGCAAGAAGACAGAACUUUCCAUCCUGCAGCAGAGAGAGAGUUUGCCUAUUUUCAAGCUUAAGGAACAGCUCGUUCAGGCUGUCCACGAUAAUCAGAUCUUGAUUGUAGUUGGAGAAACAGGAUCCGGUAAGACCACACAGAUCACUCAGUACCUGGCAGAGGCAGGCUACACCUCCCGGGGGAAGAUUGGCUGCACGCAGCCGCGGCGUGUGGCCGCCAUGUCAGUGGCCAAGAGAGUUGCUGAAGAGUAUGGUUGCCGUCUAGGCCAAGAGGUGGGUUACACCAUUCGUUUUGAGGACUGCACCAGCACGGAGACCGUUAUCAAGUACAUGACCCAUGGUAUGCUGCAGAGGGAGUGUCUGGUGGACCCAGACAUGAGCCAGUAUUCCCUCAUUAUGCUAGAUGAGGCCCAUGAGAGAACGAUCCACACCGAUGUGCUCUUUGGCCUUCUCAAAAAGACAAUACAGAAACGCAAAGACAUGAAGCUCAUCGUGUCCUCUGCUACACUGGAUGCUGUCAAAUUCUCCCAGUAUUUCUUUGAAGCUCCCAUCUUCACCAUCCCAGGAAGAAGUUUCCCAGUGGAGGUUCUCUACACCAAAGAACCGGAGACGGACUACCUGGAUGCCAGUCUCAUCACAGUCAUGCAGAUCCAUCUGACCGAGCCCCCAGGUGACAUCCUGGUGUUUCUGACUGGACAGGAAGAGAUCGACACCGCCUGUGAGAUCCUGUAUGAGCGUAUGAAGUCGCUGGGGCCUGACGUUCCUGAACUGAUUAUUCUGCCAGUUUAUUCUGCUCUGCCCAGUGAGAUGCAGACCAGGAUCUUUGACCCUGCACCUCCAGGCAGCAGGAAGGUCAUCAUUGCCACAAACAUCGCUGAGACGUCUUUAACCAUCGAUGGAAUCUACUACGUGGUGGACCCUGGCUUUGUGAAACAGAUUGUGUAUAAUUCCAAGACGGGCAUCGACCAGCUUGUGGUGACUCCCAUAUCGCAGGCCCAGGCCAAGCAGAGGUCAGGGCGGGCCGGCAGAACAGGCCCGGGGAAGUGCUACAGGCUGUACACCGAGAGAGCCUACAGAGACGAGAUGCUCGUGUCCAACGUGCCUGAGAUCCAGAGAACCAACUUGGCCAGCACUGUGCUGUCUCUGAAGGCCAUGGGCAUCAAUGACCUGCUGUCCUUUGACUUCAUGGACGCGCCCCCCAUGGAGACUCUAAUCACAGCCAUGGAGCAGCUCUACACUCUGGGAGCUCUGGAUGAUGAAGGCUUACUCACCCGGCUGGGAAGAAGGAUGGCUGAGUUCCCUCUGGAGCCCAUGUUGUGUAAGAUGUUGAUCAUGUCUGUCCAUCUGGGCUGCAGUGAAGAGAUGCUCACCAUCGUGUCAAUGCUGUCUGUGCAGAACAUCUUCUACAGACCAAAGGACAAGCAGGCCCUUGCAGACCAGAAAAAGACAAAGUUCUUCCAGCCUGAGGGAGACCACCUUACGCUGCUGGCUGUUUAUAACUCUUGGAAGAACAACAAGUUCUCCAAUCCGUGGUGUUUCGAGAACUUCAUCCAAGCUCGCUCCUUAAAGAGAGCUCAGGACAUACGCAAGCAGAUGCUGAGCAUCAUGGACAGACACAAGCUGGACGUGAUAUCUUGUGGAAAAGCUACGGUGCGGGUCCAGAAAGCGAUUUGCAGCGGUUUCUUCAGGAACGCUGCCAAGAAGCACCCCCACGAUGGGUACCGUACCCUGGUUGACCAGCAGGUGGUGUACCUCCACCCCGCCAGCACUCUCUUCAACCGCCAGCCAGAAUGGCUCGUGUACCAUGAGCUGGUGCUGACCACCAAGGAGUACAUGCGGGAGGUGACCACCAUCGACCCUCGCUGGCUGGUGGAGUUUGCGCCGGCCUUCUACAGAGUUGGCGACCCCACACGCCUCAGCCACCAGAAGAGGCAGCAGAAACUGGAGCCUCUCUACAACCGCUACGAGGAGCCCAACGCCUGGAGAAUUUCCCGCGCCUUCAGGCGGCGCUGAAGGUCGCCUUUCUGAAAGACUGUGUGAAAGACUGACUGAUGCCUGACAAGACACUUUGUCUGCCAGAAGGUAAAAAAAACACUCUAAUUAAUGGUCUUACUGGAAAUUUAUUUAAGCCAUAACUUAAUUCAGAAAUACCUGGUUUUGCCUUUUUAGGGCUGUCAUUAGAAGGUGUUGAUGCACAACAGUUCCUGUAGUAUUUUCUAUGAAGUGUUCAAAAUAUUUGUGAUUUGCAAGUUAAAUUGUUUUUCAUGAUCGCA
Messenger RNA from Scatophagus argus, 3964 nucleotides. Its product is annotated as ATP-dependent RNA helicase DHX8-like. Gene Ontology annotation, molecular function: ATP binding; RNA binding; RNA helicase activity. Gene Ontology annotation, biological process: mRNA splicing, via spliceosome; spliceosomal complex disassembly. The record is from RefSeq and is a predicted model, not a curated record. The transcript is spliced from 23 exons. Lineage: Eukaryota; Metazoa; Chordata; Actinopteri; Scatophagidae. The coding region runs from base 129 to 3704 and encodes 1191 amino acids. Gene Ontology annotation, cellular component: catalytic step 2 spliceosome; intracellular anatomical structure.